This is a messenger RNA of Aspergillus luchuensis, 735 nucleotides long. RefSeq lists its product as uncharacterized. Gene Ontology annotation, biological process: nucleolar large rRNA transcription by RNA polymerase I. The record is from RefSeq and is a predicted model, not a curated record. The transcript has 2 exons. Bases 1 to 735 code for a protein of 244 amino acids. Lineage: Eukaryota; Fungi; Ascomycota; Eurotiomycetes; Eurotiales; Aspergillaceae. Gene Ontology annotation, cellular component: RNA polymerase I upstream activating factor complex. Gene Ontology annotation, molecular function: RNA polymerase I cis-regulatory region sequence-specific DNA binding.
AUGUCCUACGGCAAAUCCCUUGCAUUGAGCCAGAAUUCCUUCGUCCGACCUCCCACUCCCGAUGUCGUCGAAGUCCAGGAACAAGAUGAGUUCGGCUCCAGGCGACAGAAGCGACAAGCGACUGUCUAUGAUGCCGUUGCCGGUCGGGUGAAUCAUCAUGGCUUUCUGCCAUCGGCCCCAUUCUCUUCCAAAUACCGCGAUACCGCAUCGUCCAGCACUCGUCCAGUCCGUCCGGAGGAAGUUCUUUUCCGUCGACAAAACGCCCCGCAGCGCUACGAAGAAAACGAUUUCUACUUUGCUCACGAGGCCCUCCCACCCAGCUGCCCCCUACCCAGCUCCGAGCUACUCGAGGCCAUUCACGCAUAUUCGGCCGACUACUAUGACCAUGCGACGAUCGACGGAGGACGGGAUGAUUACCAGAGCAUGGACGAGACAGCGUUGUUAGCUAUGGGGAUUUUGAUGGAGGAAAUGGCCAAGGAAUCUCUGGGUGAAACCGGAGACAUGGUGCUCGUGGAGGGAGAGGAAAUCCCGACCGACGAAAUACCACUAGCCCCUCAGCUCAGCCGAAAUAUGCGCCGCAAAAGAGCAAAUACCGGUCAGAGUAGUACGAUGGCGAGCUCGGGUGACGAGUUAGAGAGCGUGGUGGUGAAUAAGAGGCGGCCAAAGAAGCGCAAGUUGGGUCGUAAAAUGACCUACGCAACUGAGCUGGAUAUCGAAGAUGAUGAGCGGUGGUGA